AUGAGUGUAGUAACUAAUCAAUUUUCCAUUUUGCAGAAACAAUUAGAUUCUGAAUUACAUUCGUUGUCUUCGGAGUCCAAACGCAGAAAUCCACAGAUUAAAAGUGCAAGUGAUAAAUCUAUUAAGAUAUUAAAGACGGUCCAUAGUGCUGAAGAUCUACUGAGACAUCCAGAUUUUGUUGUUCCAUUUAUUUUAGCAAGUUCCUCGAGAAAUGCUAAACUGACAUCAAUUGCCAUUCAAUGCUUACAAGGUUUAUCUUCCUCAGAAUGUAUCCCUAAAAUAAGACUCUCAGAGGUUCUAGAUGGUUUUAUGGAAGCUACACAUUUAGCUAUGGAAAUUCAAUUAAAAGUAUUACAAGUUGUCCCUAUUUUUUUUAAAACUUAUGCAAAAAAUGUAACAGGUCCAUUGUGUUCAAAAUUAUUACAAUGUUGUGCUAACCUGUUACAAACGCCACAUAAAUCUUCCAUUGUAGCAGGAACCGCUAGUGCUACUUUACAACAAUUAAUUAAUGAAAUUUUCGAUCGUCUCUCAGAUAAGUCGCUAUUAUUAGAAUCCUCAGAUAGUACAGGAUCUACAUCACCACAACAAGAGUUUGAAGUCCUUGUAAAUAAUUCAGAAACAGUUAAAGUCAAUACUUAUAGAUAUGACGCAAAUAAAUUAUUUGCAGCAUUGUUUCAUUCUUUGGAUCCUAAGAAUAGUAAUAAUACUAAUUCAAAAGAUGUUAAUUCAUAUUUAAAUGUAAAUGAAUUACCACUUGGUUAUGGUUUGGAGAUUCUAGAAUCAAUCUUGGCUAAUAAUUCUGAGACUUUUGUAAAAUAUGAGGAUUUACAAUUUAUAUUAAAAAUUAAAGCCAUCCCGUUAUUAUUACGAUCAGUAUCAAAUUCAAAAAGUUUUGCCAUUGUUGUAAGAAGUUGCCGUUGUAUAAGAUUGUUGUUAAAGAAGGAAUAUCUUCCUAUCCUAGAAAUAGAAUUAGAAGUUAUAUUGUCACUAUUGAUUCAUAAUCUUUCAUUGGCGUCUCAAUUACCUAAUUGGCAAAGAAUAUUGGUCUUAGAGAUCUUUAAUGAAAUUUCAAAGGAUAUUAGAAUAAUAUCAGCAAUUUUCUUUUCAUAUGAUAACUUCCAAGAUAAAAAACAUGUAUUAUCAAACUUAUUACAAGAAUGUUAUAAACUUUUACAUUCGGAUGAAUGUAUUGCCUAUUUAAGUGAAUCACCAGUUAUAGAAAAAAUGGACAUGACACAUAUUUCAAAUGAAGAAAUGAAUUCUAAACCUAAAUAUCUUCAACUUCUAGAUAAAAAUAACGCACCAUCCACAAAUCAUGGUUAUAUAAUCUGGUUAAUAAUGAGUUUUACAUGUCGUUGGUCAGAAGGAAUUAACACUCUACUUAUUGAUCAAAGUACUAAACAGCAAGGUUCUAACAAUGAUGAAAUGAUACCAUUUUAUAAUGGUAUUUUCCCGGAAUUAUUCAAAAUUUUCAAAAUAUCACUUUAUUCGACUGCUAUUGAUUCACAUUUAUUUCAUUCUAUAGUUAGAGCAUUUCAAAAACUUGGAUAUAGUGCAGGAAUAUUGAAUAUAUCAGAACCACUAGACAAAUGUUAUGAAACAUUUGCUUAUGCAAUUGUAAACAACGUUGCAACCAUAAAGGAAGAAGGAACACCAGACUCUAGAGAUGAUCAGGAUGGUACUCAGACAGGUAACACAUCUGGUUACUUGAAUGUUAUUAGUGAGACGCUCAUUGGGACCAAUAAUGAGGAACCCGUAAAGAAUGAGGAAGCUGAGAAAAAGAAAUUACACAAAAGGUCGUUUAACUCGAAGCAUAUCAGCCUUUUCCGCGCACUUAUUUCGUUAUCUAUCUCAUUAGGGUCAAAUCUAAAAUCUACACACUGGGAGUACGUAUUCAUUACAUGGCAAUGGGUUUCUUAUUAUAUAUAUGGACCAUCCAUAGACUUUAUGGAAAGUUCAUAUUCUGAAGAUAUUCCGUCGGCACCUGUUAUAUCAAAGAAUGACAUCUCCAGUAUUGAAAGCGGUGUUUUAAAAUUAUUUGAGAGUACUUCUGCCUAUUCUUCAUCGUCAUUUCAGAUAUUACUGAAAUGCCUCAUCAAGCAAUCUGAUGAAGUUUUAUUCAUGGAUAAUACAACCGAAAAUUAUCACCCUAUUGAUUCUGAUAAGAAAAUCAUAGAGUGUGUGUACAACAAAGGGUUUUACAUUACUCAAGUUGGUGAAAUAUCGACAUAUAAUUACAACAGGUUCCUAAGUGGUACCAAGGGUAAAGAUUCGUGGAAUGUGGUGAUGGACUAUUUUAUAUCGUUGAUAUCAAACAGAUCCGUUGAAAGUUCGUCCUUGAGAUUAUAUAUUACCAGAGUGUUUACGGAUAUCUUAAAAAAUGCAACAGAAGACGUUAGUCGUGCAGCUGAGGAAGAAAAGAAUAACAAAAAAUUCAAUGUGUUAGAAGAUUUCGUCAUGUGUUCGUUAAUGGAUGCGAUCGAUGCUCUGAGUAAAUUGACAAUUACAAAAAAUGAAAUCUAUAAAGGUAUACUAAAUGUUGAAUCAGAAAUAUUGUUGCAAGUUCUAUCAACAUUAAAGGGUAUAUUAAAUGAAUUUGGUGAGGCUCUAACACAUUCUUGGUUGACAAUUUUUAAGGUAAUUAAUUCACCAUUCGAAGUCCUAAGUUAUGAUACUAUGAACUUGGACAAAGAUGAUGCAGAAGAAUCUGCAUUAAUUAAUGCUAUUUUCCAAAAAAAACUUGAAAUGAUUCAAAUCUCAUAUGAUGUUUUCAAAUUGAUUUCUGAUGACUUCCUUCAAUCUUUGCCACUCGAAACAAUCAGAUAUGUCAUUGAUACGUUGGUUAAUUUUGUCAGUCAAGAUAGAAAUUUAAACAUAUCAUUUUCUUCAAUUAGUCAAUUCUGGCUUGUUGGUGAUUAUUUGAGAAGUAGAAAAACACUAGAAUGCCAGCUGUCAGAAAGUAGUUGUGCCGAUUUCAUAAAGCUACUAUCAUCGGACAAUCUGACGCAAGUUAUAAGUUCCGAUGAACAAGCACUUUCCUUAGUUUAUAAUGGUUUAUGGGUUUAUUUAUUAAAGAAUUUAAUGAAGUGUACUGAUGAUAAAAGAACUGAUGUUAAAAACGGUGCUAUUCAAACAUUUUUCAGAAUUGUUGACUCACAUACAAACUGUCUCCCACCAUGGGAUAUUAUAUUUGAUGAAGUUUUACAACCGUUAUUAGUUAGAAAUGAAGCUCUUGAAAAUGCCGGGAAUUAUAUGGAGUUUUAUGAUAUUACAAUUAAAGGUUUAUUGAAACUUUAUCCAAUAUAUUUUAAGACCUUUACAGGUUCUAAUGAUCAAUCAAAAGCAUGGUUGACGUUAGAGCAAUUUUUAGAAGCUCUUCUUUCAUCAUCCAUAGUCUCCAUAAAAUAUGUUGCAAUUAAACAUUAUGCUGAACUUUUAAGGGUAAUGGGGGGAGUUGAAAAUAUCCCGCAAAAGCUUCUCGAAAAGGCUUACAAGAUUUGGACAAAAUAUAAAAUUGUGUACGGUGAUACGCAGCAAGGGGAUCCAUUUAACGGUAAAUCAGAAUAUGAUUGUGUCUUAGGAUUAAUCAAUGCAUUUCCGCUUCUUUAUAAAUUGAUGGUUGAUAAGAAUUUGGUUACUGAGGCAUUUGUAGAGGAUUCGUUGAAUGUUUUUAAUACUGCCUCCAGGUAUCCUCUACUACCUGAACAUAGUAGUGACAACAAAAGACCAUCCAGUUUGCAGAAAUCUAUUUUUGAUGCUCUAUCUUUAUUUGGUAAGCAUCAAUCGAGUAAUAUUGAAUUAUUAUUACUGUUCCAAAUUACUAGAAUCUGUACACUAACGUUUGAUACAAGAGAGAAAAUUGAGGCCAAACUUGGUGCUAAAUUUGGAAAGGAAGCUUCGAACCGUGUGCCAACAUUUGAGGUUAUUAGUUAUAAUGCAUGUGAGAUGUUGUUGGAACGCCUUCAAGAUACAAGUGGGAGUGUUAAAAUGCCAUUAGGAAAGGAAAAACAUAUUAUUAAGAUUUUAAGAAACCUAUCUGAUAUUAUUAGAAGAAAAUCAAUGAUCGGCAUGGUACCAAACGAAAAACCUCCAAUAUGGAUAUUAGCUUCCAGAUCAUUUAGAAUAUUGGUAAUUAAAAUUUUCGACAAUUUCACGGAAGACAGUACUUCCCCAUCCUUUAUGGAGGAGUUUCAUGAGAUCUUCAUUGAAGCUAUAAGCAACACAAUAGACAAGGAUAAUGGAGCUACACAAGAACUAUUAGGGGACGAAGACAUAAGUGAAUACUGCCAUCAUCGUGAAAUAUUCCUAAAAUCGAAGGUGAUAGUCUCGAUAACAGAAGAACAACUCAAGUAUUUUAUAUCCAUUGUUUGGAAAAACUCGUUGAUAUAUCAUUUAGAUGAAAUUGAAGAAAUUCUUGUGAAUUCAAAACCCACAUUCACUGAGGUUACAGAAGAAUUAUCUAAAACAGAUUUUGGUGAAAUGUUCGGAUCUAUUGUCGAGCCACAUCCCUAUGAUAAACUAGAAAUUUCUAUGGUCUGUCUCGAAGAUUUGGUACGUUUUGUAAGAAUUCAAGGUACCGCUUAUGAAAAAUUAAGAGACAUUACGGUUCCCUAUUUGGUGUGUAGGACGGCUUUCGUGUUGAGAAGAUUUAUUCUGGAUGAAAGUUUGAUAAACAAAGCACCUAUCCCAAGUUUAAGAAGAAUUGAGCUAUUGUGCUUAUUGAAAGGGUUGUGCGAUAUAAUCGAUGAAUAUCCUGACCUGGAAAAUAUAGAUGCUAGCUCGAUUACAUUUAAAAACAUUCUACUCCUAGCACCAUUAGUUUUGAGGGCAAUUCCUAUAUCUCACAAAGUUGAUGGUCUGCAAGAUAAAGUUUUAAGGAUGUCUUUAGCUUUCACCAAAAUAAUAUCUCAAUAG
Molecule: messenger RNA, 4914 nt
Organism: Maudiozyma saulgeensis
Lineage: Eukaryota; Fungi; Ascomycota; Saccharomycetes; Saccharomycetales; Saccharomycetaceae
Source: the annotation of a GenBank genome assembly